This is a messenger RNA of Oncorhynchus keta (chum salmon), 7638 nucleotides long. RefSeq names its product neurotrophin receptor-interacting factor homolog. The record is from RefSeq and is a predicted model, not a curated record. Gene Ontology annotation, cellular component: nucleus. NCBI's taxonomy places the organism in Eukaryota, Metazoa, Chordata, Actinopteri, Salmoniformes, Salmonidae. Gene Ontology annotation, molecular function: DNA-binding transcription factor activity, RNA polymerase II-specific; RNA polymerase II cis-regulatory region sequence-specific DNA binding. The transcript has 6 exons. The coding region runs from base 230 to 2059 and encodes 609 amino acids. Gene Ontology annotation, biological process: regulation of transcription by RNA polymerase II.
GUUUUCGGACCACCAUAAUAUCAAAGAAGAAGACCCCGUACUAAGUAGGUGGCUGCAAUACACCAAUAGGUGUAAUCGAAAACUUUAAAGAAGAAGAACGGAAGUGAACAGUGACCAGAAACAAGCGUUGUUAUUUAGACAUUUAACAUAAUUACCCCAGGUGGUGUUUAAUUCGCGUUGGUCCCGGGUCUUUGUUUAUAGAUGCUAUCUGGCUGCUGGUUAGCUAAAAAUGGCUAACGUUAACUGUAUGGUUUUUCACACUCAGAUAGCUUCCAUCAUGGAGAUUCUAGCGAAUGCAGCCGUUGCAGAGAUCUGUAAAGUCGUAGACGACGACUAUGCAGUGUUUCGUUUGGAAAUAACUCAAAGCCAGAAAGAAAACAGGGGAUUGCGGAGGAAACUACAGCUACUGGAAAUGAAGGUGGCACGUGAGCGCGCAGAGAGAUUGGUGCGAGAGCGCGUCCUCGCCAGUCGUCCCAGUAAUGUCAGGAUCCUCGACCGAUACAGAGGAAUGGCAAGAGGUGAAGGAAAUCUCACUGGAGGCCACAGAAGCUUUGUGAAGCCAGCGGGACACAAUACAUGGAGCGAUGACCAACCAAUCACUGUUGAUGAGGGGAGUAGAACCUCAAUCCAGCACGUUAUCAUGAUAGAGUCUGCAGAUACAGAGGCUGCAGGUCCUGGAGGAUUGUCUCUGGUCAAGCUUGAGAGUUCUGAAGGAGAGGAGGACCCACGGCACAGCAGAGACAUUCCUACUGGAGCAGCUGGCGCGCCCCCUGUAGCCAUGGAGGACCCCGCCACCCUCCCAGUGCAGCCCAGGACCCAAUGCAGAAUCACGGAGGAGGAGGAGGGUCCAGAGGUGCUGCUGGUGAAGGAGGAGGGGUGUGAGGAGGGUCUGGGGAACCCUGAGGGGACCAUAGUCAUGGAGGACAAUCAGACUACACCUCCUCCUGAACCCACAGCGGAACCAGCUGAGCAGCACAGGACCACACACAGUCUCACUGAGUCAGUAGACAUGGAGGAUGGGAAGCCUGAUCUGCUGCUGGUCAAAGAGGAGACAAUAGAAGACGGACCAGAGAGUGUUGAUCUGCUGAGUGGACUAAAGAUGGGGGAGCAAGGUGGUUGGCUGGAGGCUAACAGAGGAAACUGGGCGACGAUCUUGGAUUCUAAGACGGGUGCAGUGGACAACAUCACCGAGCAGGCCAGGACCACAGGCGACAUAGUGGAUGUCAGUGGAAGGGACAGCAUCCUCAACUCUGGGCUGGUGAACAACACUGUUAACCACAACCAGAAACAGACAGUCGAACACAAAACAACAACCGAUAAUAGUCUCCAUGACAACAGACUGGCUGAGACCAGGGUGAGGAUUAGAUUUGGUCUGCGGGGACAGGGAGGUAUCCGUAUGCGGCAAGAGAGAACAGACACAGACUUGGCUAGCGAUGCUCCAUCCUGCUCCUAUAGUUGUGCUUCAGAGAGACUGAUGGUGCCUCAGGUUAACCCUCCAACAGGUGCUGCCUUCAGCCUGUCUUCUAUAGGAUCUCUCAACUGGAACAUGGACCCUGCCACAACACAGACACUCCCUGGCAUUCGACCUCCUCACACUCCCCUUAUGUUAAACCAGACCUCAGACAAUUCCAGUGCCUCAACACUAAAUAGCUACACAAGCCCAUUGAGAAAUGACAUUAGUUGUGACACUAUCAGCAGAUCUGGUGGCAAAGAGAAGCGCUUCCCGUGUUCAUUCUGUGGGAAAGUCUUCAGUUUCCCCAAACAGGUGGAGAUCCACCAGAGGAUGCACACGGGGGAGAAACCUUUCGGCUGCCACCUGUGCCGGGCCAGUUUCUCCCACUCGUCCAGCCUGAAGAGGCACCAGAGGGUCCACACAGGGGAGAAACCCUACAGCUGUCCGCAGUGUGAGAAGAGGUUUUCCCACCAACACCAGCUGAAGAGGCACCUGAAGGUCCACACGGGAGAGAGGCCAUUCACCUGUACGCACUGCGGGAAGAGGUUCUCAGAGGGGAGAUACCUCAGGACACACCAGCAGAAAAUGCACACGGCCCAUGUAUAGAGUACAGUGACAUGUAAUGUAAUACUAGUUUGUUUGUAGUUAAUUCUGUUGGUUUUGGAUGUAGUAGGGAACUAUAUGAAGUGAACUGAGUAGAGAAUGAGUAUGAUGAGGCAGAGUAGAUGAUAUGGUGAUGGAUGGUGUCUGUAAAAAUGCUUCACUGAUGAAAGUGACAACCUUGACCUGUUGUUUGAUGCUGUUUUUUAUAAUGAGGAAAUAUUAGUGCCUUAAUUCAUGUUUACCUGACUAAAUAUUGAACACAUUUAUUUUGGUUAUUGAACUACAGAAGGUAUAGUGGAUUUACAUCUGAUCAUGGAAUUACAUCUUGGGUCCCUGAUCUAUACUAUACAGAAAUGUAUAAUUAUGGCUAUGAAUGUCAUUCGCUUCAUAGUGAUGUAUCCUCAUUAGGUACACAAAGGUAGAGAAAUAUGUAAUAUCCGUAUUUUGCAUAUCUGGGUAUUAUUCUACACACUGGCUAUUAUUGUAAUGAGCUCCGCCACCCCAAACAAAAUCUUGUUUUACAACUUUGGACAUCACAGAAGAGAACCGUACAGGACAGUAGAGUACAUUGUACUGUGUUCUCUAAUGUGGUCUACUGUACUGUACUGUUCUGUUGUUCUGUACUUUACUGUUGUUACAGGCUUUGGUUUUUACAUUUAUAUUUCGUGGUUGGACUUGAGCACGUUGGGCGCACCAAUUGGUGUCACCUCAUUGGUCAGUAUGUGUUACACCUGUGCUGGCUGUCAUCUCGUUAGUCAGAAGGGUUUUCACCUGUGCUGGCCCAGUGCUCCAGAUGGCUUGAGAGAUGUGGAGGGUUAACACCUUUAGUGUAUUUAUUUUAUUUUAUUUUCACUGUUUUCGUUUUGUUCCACUUUUUGGUUUGCAUCCAGUCUUUAAGUUUGGUGUGGGUUUUAAUUCAGUUUGCCGUUUUUUGGGCAAAUUUAAUGGCCGCUCAUGGUGAGUGUCUUUUAGGUCCCAGUUGUUGUUCGACAACUUUCAGUGGACAACCCCAUGAGUGUCUUUCAGAACCCCACCUGUUUCGUUUUGGUUUUUGUUCGUUCCCCCUUCUGUUGGAGACCCAAUUUCUGGUUUCAAAAUAGGGGCUCGUCUGAGAUCUUCAAGCCCAGGAGUAUGGUAGUUGCUCUAAUCUACUCUGAAGCUCUGCUUUGCCCAGAUAUUAGGGUGUUCAAAAGACACUUUUGUGGUAGAGUUUCUGUCACUGACAUCCACCCUGAGAGCUUUGAAGAUUGGUGGAAUCAUUUUGAAAAGUUGAACACAGGCUAAUAAAUAAAAAAAAGUUCAAAAAGCCAUGGACUUUAAGUUGGAAGCGUUUGUGGAAAACCCUACAUGGAAGAUGCUAGAACAAUGUACGAAGAAGAAUCUGCUCGUCAUUGCAAAGCAUUGUGACAUCAAAGUUGUACAUGCCGAUUCCAAAGCAGUAUUCAAAGAGUUAGUCUAUACUGCUUUGGUGGAGGAAGAAAUGCAUCCGGAGAGGGAAGGAUGAUGAAAAGGGUCCUACGGGUGGUAGAGUACACCCCAUAGAUGUGCAACUGUGAGAGGUAGAAUUAAAGGCAAAAAGAAAACAGAAGCUUGAGCACAAGGAAAGGGAAAGAGAACAUGCAGCCAGACAACAAGAACAGGAACGUGAGCAUGCCAUUAAGAUUAGGAGAGAUGGAUCUAGAAGCAUUCCGAAUCCAGUGAAGCCAUCUUGCACCUUCGUCAGAUGUUGAUCUUGGUCAGAACAGCCGACUUGUACCGCCUUUCAACAUAAAGGAGUUGGACGUAUAUUUUACUCGGUUUGAGUGGAUUGCCAAAUUCCUAAAAUGGCAGCGAAAUACACUAUAUAUACAAAAAUAUGUGGACACCCCUUUUAAUUAGUGUAUUCGGCUAUUCCAGGCACACCCGUUCCUGACGUAUAUAAAAUCAAGCACACAGCCAUGCAAUCUCUAUAGACAAACAUUGACAGUAGAAUGGCCUUAAUGAAGAGCUCAGUGACUUUCUGCCCUGCUAGAGCUGCCCCGGUCAACUGUAAGUGCUAUUAUUGUGAAGUGGAAACAUCUAGGACCAACAACUUCUCAGCCGUGAAGUGGUAGGCCACACAAGCUCACAGAAUGGGACCGCCGAGUGCUGAAGCGUGUAAAAAUCGUCUGUCCUCGGUUGCAACACUUACUACCGAGUUCCAGAUCUCCUUAGGAAGCUUCAUGAAAUUGGUUUCCAUGGCCGAGCAGCCGUGGAGGAGAAAUAAUGGUCGAGGGCUGUUUUUCAUGGUUCGGGCUGGGCCCCUUGGUUCCAGUGUAGGGAAAUGUUAACGCUACAGCAUACAAUGACAUUCUAGACGAUUCUGUGCUUCCAACUUUGUGGCAACAGUUUGGGGAAGACCCUUUCCUGUUUCAGCAUGACAAUGCCCCCAUGCACAAAGCGAGGUCCAUACAGAAAUGUUUUGUCGAGAUCGGUAUGGAAGAACUUGACUGCUGCUCCAAAGUGUUCUUGUGGGAAAAGCUGAGAAAGUGUACGCCGCUUUCUCUCUUGACCAGAGCUCAGAUUAUUACACUGUUAAAGUGUCUAUCCUUCAGGCUUACGAGUUGAUCUCUGAGACAACAGUUCCGUAAAUGACAAAAUACAGAAUCACAAAGCAAUGUUGAAUUUGCAAGGGAACACGCGUGUCUUUUUGAUCGGUGGUUUGGUUCUCAAGAGGUCAAAGACCUUGAGGAUUUAAAGACACUCAUCAAGCACUGCAGCAGUAAUGGACGUAGGAAAGUGUAUCUAUAGGCUUUUGUUAUUAUUAGUGGCUUGGGUCUUUUUUAAUAGAGAAAUAUUUCACUUUUUCUGUUCAUCGGAGUAACAACAUGAAUUUGUGCAUGAGGCACAAAUAAUGCAGUGCAACUCAAGUUUCUCCAUCAGCUUUUUGGUCAAUGUCAGUGGGGAGGAAAGGGAGAGCGGCUGUAGAUCAUUUGCAUUCAACAAUAGGGGAAUGAUUGCUUCCUACAAGAGUACAAAACAUGUACAUCUUUGAAAAGCAAGUCAGUUAAAGAGCUUUUUUAUUGUCUUAAAGGGGUAGUGUUGUAUUUUGAGACAGGAUUGAAUAAGUUAAGUAGCCAAUAGGCAGAGGGUAGUAUAUAAUUUGUCUGCCCCAAAAAACGAGGGAACAUUGUUUGUGACUACUAUGAUUUCCCAUUGAAGCGAAUUCAAAUGCAGUAAUUCCGUUACAGAAUUAGUAACAUAACUAUGAGUUUUAAUCGCUUAAUAAUACAUAAACAAACUAUCAGUAAAAAUACUAUAACUAAUUGGUAGGUAUACUUAUUACUUCUUUGAACUUCCAUUAUCCUCCCUCCUUGCGAGGGAGAGAAAUUAGAAAAUAUCUUAAAGAUAUGUGGAUUUGUAAUAUAACAGAAUUACAAGGCACCAGCAAUGUUUCUUAAACCUACAGAAGGCAAAUAAUUUCUCAAACUACACUUUACAAAAAUAUAAACGCAACAUGUAAAGUAUUGGUCCCAUGCAACACACUAUCACAGUUUAUUGUGAAAUGGACACAAAUUACAGGCACGUGAAAAAGUCCACUUUGUGUGUAUUACACCUUUUUUUUUCUUCAUAAUGUAUUGGUGUACAUUACACAAAUUCCAAAUAGUUGUGGCUAACGUUAUCUAGGCUGGGGGUUAGGUUUAGGAGUUGGGUUAGGGGAAUGGUUAAUUAACACUAAGUAUUUGCAAAGUAGCAACAAAUUAGUAAGUAGGUGAACAGUAGGUAAUUAGCAAAAACGCUAAAGUUAUCCAUGAUGAAAUUUGAACACAGAAACUUUGGGUUGCUAGACAUAUGCAUUAUACAACCUCCAAUCCUCCCCGACCAACCAUCCUCCUGUCACGCUCAAUGGGUGUGGAGUCAGGCGCAGAGAGCAAAGGAUGCGGGAAAAAAACAAGCUUUAACGUCCAAAAUCAAAACAACAAAAUAGUAUUACCCAACACAGGCGUAACUAUUAAAACAAAUAGUACCCUUAGGUAAAAUAACAGGACAGCGAGAAAACACAACACAACACAACACAACACAACACAACACAACACAACACAACACAACACAACACAACACAACACAACACAACACAACACAACACAACACAACACAACACAACACAACACAACACAACAUACAAAAGAACAAGCCCGCACAACCAGAAGCGGGCUCAACGAACUUAAAUAACACCACCCUAACAACCAAACAAUGAACAGGUGCAAACAAUUAGACAAAACCAAACGAACACAGAACAAAGGAUCGGUGGCAGCUAGUAGACCGGCGACAACGACCGCCGAGCGCCACCCGAACAAGAAGGGGAGCCACCUUCGGUAAUAUUCGUGACACCUCCUAUCGUUUCUGUCUUAAGUAACCUACUGUCAUUAUCUGUGAUUGAAAUGCACUGUAUAAAACAUUGUGUACUGCACAGGGAAAAAAAUACUUUUUUUGUGUGCCUGUCACAAAUUUCCAAUAAGAAAUUAGUGUCUAGUUCACAAUAAUCUAUGAUACUGGGUUGGUUUCAUGAGCUGAAAUAAAAGAUCCCAGAAAUGUUACAUAUAUACAAAAAUCUUAUUUCACUCAAAUGUUUUGCACAAAAUUGUUUAAAUCAUAGCAUUUCUCCUUUGUCAAGAUAAUUCACCCACCUGACAGGUGUGGCUGAUUAAACAGCAUGAUCAUUACACAGGUGCACCUUGUGCGGGGGCCAUUCUAAAAUGUGCAGUUUUGUCACACAACACAAUGCCACAGAUGUCUCAAGUUUUGAGGGAGCGUGCAAUUGGCAUGCAGACUGAAGAAAUAUCCACCAGAGCUUUUGCCAGAGAAUUAAAUGUUAAUUUCUCUACCAUAAGCCGUCUCCAACGUUGUUUUAGAAAAUUUGGUAGUACACCCAACUGGCCUCACAACCGCAGACCACGUGUAACCACUCCAAACCAGGACCUCCACAUCCGGUUUAUUCACCUGCGGUAUCAUCUGAGACCAGCCACCCGGACAGCUGAUGAAACUAUGGGUUUGCAAAAACAGAAGAAGUUCUGCACAAACUAGGGAAGCUCAUCUGCGUGCUCGUCAUCCUCACCAGGGUCUUGACCAGACUGCAGUUUGGCAUUGUAACCCAUUACAGUGGGCAAAUGCUCACCUUUGAUGGUCACUGGCACACUGGAGAAGUGUGUUCUUUACGGAUUAAUCCCGGUUUCAACUGUACCCGGGCAGACGGCAGACAGAGUGUAUGGCGUUGUGUGGGCGAGCAGGUUGCUGAUGUCAACGUUGUGAACAGAGUGCCCCAUGGUGGUGGUGGGAAUAUGGAUGGCAAUUUCAAUGCACAGAGAUACUGUGAUGAGAUUCUGAGGCCCAUUGUCGUGCUAUUCAUCCACCGCCAUAACCUCCAUGUUUCAGCAUGAUAAUGCAUGGCCCCAUGUUGCAAGGAUCUGUACACAAUCUGCUCAAUCUGUGCAAUAUAAAUAUAAAUGUCCCAGUUCUUCCAUGGCCUGCAUACUCACCAGACAUGUCAUCAAUUGAGCAUGUUUGGUAUGCCCUGGAUCAAAGUGUACAACAGCGUUUUCCAGUUCACGGCGAUAUCCAGUAAC